Leishmania major strain Friedlin is the source of this 11319-nucleotide messenger RNA. RefSeq lists its product as hypothetical. NCBI's taxonomy places the organism in Eukaryota, Euglenozoa, Kinetoplastea, Trypanosomatida, Trypanosomatidae. Gene Ontology annotation, molecular function: protein binding. The record is from RefSeq and is a predicted model, not a curated record. The transcript has a single exon. Bases 1 to 11319 code for a protein of 3772 amino acids.
AUGCGGUUGCACGACGUCGCAACCGCCUCCGUAUCAGGCAGACAAAGUGGGCAGCAAGAUGCUCCCGCACGUCCCUCGGCAGCAGGUGCUGCUCUUGCAGUGACGCCAUUGGCCAGGUCGUUGCCGUCUCCUCGAUCUCGCUGUGCGACCUCCGCCACCCCGCCGCUGCCGCUGCCGCCGCCGCUCGUGCGACCAGCAAAGAAGGCGGUCGCAGUGGGCGGCCACGGCUGCAGCACUAACGGCGUGGUUGGUGGUGCCUUGCUCUUCCGCGAUUGGUCCACCAACGCCGCGCUGCUCGAUGAAGUUCUGAACACGCCGUUCUUCCAACUACUUCCGAAAAGCACAGAGAACACGGUCGCGCCGUCUGCGGCGGCGCACGAUCCGGCACUGCAAUCGGUAACUCUGCCCACUAGCGAUACCCCGCUGCCGUCCAUUCUCCUUAUUGCCCUCGCAGACAUCGAGGUGUUGCAGCAGUCUUUCUGCGCGCACACCCUCGUCAACCCAGUGAAGAAUCAGCUCAGUGAGUUCAAGCGACUUGUGGCGGCCUCGAUGCGGUCAGAGUUGACGCAUAGGCACGAGCCGCCGCACACGGAGAACUUAGCAGCAGAAGCACAACCGGCUGCCGCCGUGGCUGAGGAUGUCCAUGCAGGCCACAACGCUGUCGACGGCGAAGGAGAGAAGACAGCCGGUGCUGCGAUGCACGAUGAUGACUCGGCCGACGACUCCGCUCUCAUCGUUAGCUCCUUACAGGCGCACGAUGCGGCCGUCCGCGCGGCGUUGCGCACCGCACACGGGUUUCUCUACGGCAGUGAAACAGUCCCCGUCGGCGUGCCGGUGGUGCACCUGGAGCGCGCUCGACGAGAGUGGCUGACGCGAUACCGCAUCAUGCACGUUCAGCCACAUCUGCAGAAGGCCCAGCGACGUCGGUAUGAGGCGUGGGCGCAGCAGCAUCCACAGAUACAGGGAUUUACUGAUGGCAGCGCCGACGAUGCUGCCCAUCAGCACGGCGCGUCUGCCUCGCAGAGUGCGAUGACGCCAGUGUCUAUGUGCGCAGCGUUGCAGCCCACGUAUUGGCGAACCAUUACCAUGGAGCGGCCAAGUGCUGGGCUCACCACGACCCACCCCGGAACUGCGAAUAUGCCGCCGGCUGAAGUAGGAGAGGCUGCGGGCGGUAGCAGCGUCGUCCCGCCGCCAACACGUCGGCUGUGGUCGUCAAGCUCUGCACACUCCGCCUCGCCACUGCACGCGUUGUCGCCCGCGAAGACAACGGCGGUGCCGGUGCUCUACAAGGCAGCGUGGGACGUGGACCUCUACGACGACCUCGGCCUGGCCGUGUCGGCGGAGCAGCUCGACAUUAUGGUGCGCCAGGCAACGUCGCGCACCGCUGUAGAGGCGAUGGAGCUAGAGGAGCUGGCGUCGCAGUUUUCGACGACAGCGGCUAACGCUUCUUUCGCUUCCCCGACGGAGCCCUCGGCGCCGCCGCCGCUCAUCCGCGCUGCCGACCUUACCCAGAUGCAACUCACCCUUCCCGUCUUUGUGUACGUUGUAAGUCGCUACUUAUUCGUUGCCCACUACGCCGCGUACUUUCCGACAGGCCUGUUCAGCCGCGCCCUCAUCGACCCCUUCUACUUCCCGGACGCAGCUCAAUGCGCGCCGGAGUAUGCGCUGCGUGCGGCGCCGGCCCUACGACGAGAGAUGCGGCGUGUGUAUGCCAGCUACGCCGCGAAGCUGGCGGAUGCGCACCGCUGCUUUCCGGAUCGCACGCGCUCGACAGAGGUGCCGCUGCCGCCCAACGACAUGUUUCACCUGUGGGAGCUGCUGUGCCCGCCUCAGCGGCAGGACGUCGCAGGGCGGUGGAACCCCAUUCCGUGGGGCCAGCUGAUGCCCGAGGAGGAAGAGGCGCUUCUUGAUGAGGAAUUCAAGAGUGUCGCGCACGCAGGUCAGGACGCCGUCGACAAACAUGUCUCUCACGAGGAACCGCUGUUGAGUUAUCCAUACGCCCGUGCAGCACGGCUAACCUACCGGCAGCGGCUCCAGCAGCUCGCCCAGCACCCGCUACUUCUGGCCGAGGUGCAUCGCCUUCUCUCGCAAUGCGAGGACGUCGCGAUGCAGUUCUUCACGAUGAUUGACAUGGAGCAGAAGGGCUGCAUCACUUGGGAGGCCUUCACCAACGCGCUUAUCGAGGAGGCAGACGUGCAGGAUCAUCAGCGCAAGGUGCGCGAGCGUGCUGCCCAUCUGACGCGCACCAGCGCCUCGGUCUUUGACCGGUACGUCGUGGAGCCGCUCCCCUCAACGCUCGCGCGACUUGGGUACACGGGCAACGUCUUAGAGGUGCGGCACAGCGCGUCGCUCGUCAUGCUGGAGGGUGCGAACGACUAUGCCGUGUGCGAUGGCACUCAGCUGGGUAGCAUUCACCAACGGUUUCUUGUUAGGCCCAUGGAGGUGUUGUGCAAGGAACUCGAAGAGGAGCCGCACGACGCCUUUGGUCGACUCAUCCGCGGCCUCCGUGGCGAUCGGGGCGGCGGCGGCGGCGACGGGGAGAUUUACAGGCGAAGAGCGCACUCGAACACUGAUGCUGACGGCUACGACGCGGCACUGCGACAGCGGCCGUGGCGCAACAAUCAACAACCUCUGCGGGUGUACGUUCGCUACGAGGACGGCCGACGACUGCAGGAGUCGACGGCAUUGAACAUGCUGCAGCAACUGAGCCCCUCAAAGGCGAGGGCCGUCACGGCAGCCGGCAGGGGGACUGUUGACGACCACGAGGGCGCGUUCACAAGCAUGCGGGCACAUCAACCGGCGAAGUUGGUCUCCCUCGAAGGCAUCUUGGUUGUCGAGAACGUCUCGCCAUGUGUGCCGUAUCCCGUGUUUGUGACACGCGGCAAUGACAUGCUGCUGCGGUUGUACGGCGCCAGCAGGGCUGUCCAAGCGUUGCCGGAGGCAGGCGUGCUGCGUUGCACGAAGACCGUGUCAAGCAUGGAGUGGGCUGCUGGCGGCCGUCGAGCGCGACGCUCUAGCGUCAGCAGCACCGGUACCACGUCCAACAGCGCCGCCUCGCGGUCAGCCGGGGUGCAUGGCGACGGGAGGGAGCUCCAGGGGCGCCGCAGCGGCAACCCCGCGCAGGGUGACCGUACUCUCUCCCCUGCCGUCGCGCCGCUGUCGCCACACCAACGGACGCAUCAUGACCGCAUCUCUGUGCAGCGGGAGGAGUACCUGCUGCUGGGCACCCGUGACGGCACCAUCCUCCUCGUGGACCUCUACGCCCUCCUGAACCACGUCCCGCGCCUCGCGAUGCCCGCGGACACUCACAGCGGCAGCACCGUUGAAGGUGUGAGUAACAGCGCAGCCGGCGACGGCACGGGCGACGUGGGCGGCAAUGGCGGAGCGGCGAGCACGAUGGGCGCUGCAUUCAGCGUCAUGCAGUCCACAUCGGAGCGCAUCGGCAGCUCCGAGAGCGCGUGGUCAGGCUACCGCGACCUCGCCCGCCGCACGUACUACGGCGACAUCGGCGCCUUCGUCGUUCACACGCGGCAGGUGCACACGCCCGGCACGCUCGUGUCCUCUGUCGUGGCCGCGGCCACCAACGGCUUGGUGGUUUCCAGCGGGCUCGACGGGGAUGUCUUCACCAUGCGACUGGCUUACCCGUUCUCGUGGAUCACGGCUGCCGGGACGCAGCGGACGCCGAGCGGCGUCGCUGCAGGUGUGGGGCCCGCCACCGCCGACACAAGCCGCCCGCUCGUGUGCAUCGAGGUUCUGCACCGCAUGCGUGUAUCCGACACUGGUGUACGCUACGCUCUGCCCAUUCCCUUUCUCUCCAUGCUCGCUGUGCAGACGGCGAGCAACAAGGUGUACCUUUACCAUACCUCCGUGCUGCCGACGGCAUCGGCACUGGUGGACGGUGGCCGCAGCGAUGCCGCAUCCACGCAGGUGUCUCCCGCACCCUUGUCAACGCCACGGGCAGUGCCGGAGGGCGUCGAGGUGGCGGCCGAUGGCGGUUUUUCACUGGUGCCCGCGGCGUCUUCGGCGACGUCGCCACGGCUGGAGCUGUACGACGCAGCAGCGCCGCAUCUCGGCAGCAUCGUCGCCAUGAUAUUGGUGAAGGAGCUUGACCAGCUGAUCACAGUGGAUAGCAGCGGUUACGUGAAGGUGUGGUCGCUGCGGCAGACGCAGCCUCUCACCUCUUUCUACGCGUGGGCGCCGCUCAACAUCCCCAACAGCGGCAGCGGCGUCGGCGACGCGGGGCGGCUGACCGGGUGGUCGUCCUCUCAAGGCAGUGGCGCUGCGCACCGCGGCAACGGCCAUGGCUCAAGCAUGUCGGCAGGUGGCGUUCCCACUUCCUCAUCGGCGCUCCUGCGGACGACGAAGAACAGCAUCGAGGUGGCUGUCGACGCGGCGGAGUAUCGCCUGCAGCCGUGCCGCAGCGCCGCGUUCAACUACACCGGUCGGCAGCUCUUCGUCAUGGGGAGCCACAACGCCGCUCACUGCUUCUUUGUGAGUGGUCAAUCCAGCUCGCGGGCGCACACGCAACCGCUGCGGGUGCUGUUGGUGGACACGGCAACGGUUUCGCGGGUGGGCGGCGUGAAUCACCGGCUUAUCAGUCUCAGCAGCGCAGACUGCCGCGUGUGGUCGCUGCUAACUGGAACCAUGGAGCUCGGCAUCCGCGCGAACAGCGCCGAGUACCGUCACCUCUUCAACAACCGGCUCACUGGCAACGUGCGAGGCAGAUCCUCGUCGAUCGCCAAGUCUGUAGAGCAGCAGCGGUUGAGCAGGAAGGGCGGCCGUGGUUGCAGAUCCCGUGGCGCGCGCCCUCGGUCGAGCUAUCGCACACGCACGUACAACGCUCACGACGCCCUUGUUCUGGCAGCCGCAUCCUCCUCGACGACGACGGGCGAGCCCCAGCGUUUGUUGCCGCCCUCGGUCGACGACGUCAUGCGAGCCGUAUUGGCGCGUCCGUGGAGCACCCACAGCUACUCGCGCCACCACGAUGCGCCGUGGCGCGCUGCUGGGGCUGCGGCGGGCCCGCGCAGGGAAGCUGCAGUGGCCGCCGCCACGGCUUCGCUUCCACUACUGACGGCGGGGAAGCAGCCUCACGGCAGUGCGGAAGCCCCCGGCAACAGCGGCGGCACCGGCGGCGGUGCAGAGGAUGACACCGAUGAGCUCGUAACGAACGUGAUGCGCGAUCAGAACCUGCUGCUGAGCGACAUUCGGUGCGCGUGUCUUGGCCCUGGUGGUGAGUGGGUCGGCUACGCGCUGCUUCACGGCGAUGUCCGGCUGCACCGCAGUGAUUCGGGGCGGUUGCUACACACCUUCAUCACUACCCCUCCGUCCACGGAGGACUUGAUUGAGGCGGCGAUGCAGUACCAACACCUCUUCACUCCCGUCACCGCCGCGUACGCACUGCCGCCGCUGCACCCGGUGACCGUCGGGGAUGCUGCCGCGGCAGCAAGUAACAUGCCCGCCGGCAUGAACACGGCAUAUGGCGGUGGCGGUGGUGCCAGCGGCUCACUAACCACGGUCGUACCGCCCUCUCAGUCGCCGACGGCGCGACUCCCCCCGAUUGCGUAUGCAAAGGCCGUUGCGCUGGUUCUGGAGCGGCUUCUCGCGACUACGAUUGGUGUUACCUGUGGCCCCACCGGGGCAGCGCCGGCCUCAGCCCCGUCAGCAGACGGCGACGAUCGACUGGGCCGCAACGUGCAUCGGGAGCCGCUGCACAUGCUCUACCUCGACGCCUCGCAAGAGUUGCUCGUCGCCUACGCGGACGGUCUGCUGCGCUCCUUCACGCUGCUCAGCCACUCCAGCACGGCGACACGCGUGAUCGUCUCCCGCACGUUGAUGAAUCGAGCGCUGACGCAGGUGCGGCAUGCGCUGGCGUGGAACAGCCGCCACGCAGGCGCCGCCCGCCCUGCGACGGCAGCAGGCACGGAGGUGCCAGGGAGGAGAUCGGCAUCGCUAAACGCAAGCCUCUCGGUGCUUCCGCCAAAGGAGCUGCUCACGGCUGGCUCCCUCCGCGGCGUCGGCAUCGGCGACGCUGAGGCGAUUGAGGAUCACAAUAGCCUUGUAGCCACUGACCGCAACUCCGUGCCUCCUUCGCGAGUCGCGUGUAGCGAAGGAGCCGGCGGCGGCCCAACGGUGCGGCUCAACAAUGCGGACGCGGCCGAGGUGAUGCCUGCAGCAUCACCGGCGAACAUAGCGCGAGCCGUGAUGGUCUCCUUGUCCACGCGCCAGAUCGAACCCGACGUGGUGCUGCUCGCCACUGCCAGCUCUCCACUCGGCCUUAUCUGUCUCGUGCAUGCGAGUGGCCUAGUUACCGUCUUGGACGUACAGUCGCGCAGCGAGACGGACGGCGCUGCGCGGAUGCGGAUGAUGUUGAGCGACGCUGACGACGUGAAGGGCGGGGUUGGUGGUGGCUGCGCUGAGCAGAAGCCUGAAAGCGGACGCGGACGCGCUGAGGCCGGCGUUGUCGUGCACAGCUUCAUGACGACAGACGAGGUGACGGCGGCGAUGUUCCUCGGCGCUUACCCUUGUCUCGUGCUGGCGGAUCGUCAACAUCAGCUCUCUUUCCACCUGAUGAAGGGCUCGAGCUUGCUGGCGCUGCUUGGUGAGUUUGCUGAGCAACUCGAGAAGGAUGUGAUGGCGUGCGCCGCAGGCCUCCGCGAGCAGGCCGAGCCCGAGGCGAGCGUCAGCGCGACGGCGAAACUGUCGCUGACGGCCCUGCGCAGUACCAGUAGCUACACUGCCGCAGCGUCGUCACCGCGGCUGCCGCCAACUGGCAGGGUGGAGACAGGCGCAGAGCGAGGGUCGAACCCCACCGCAACGAGCUCGACGCUGGUGUGGACCUUUUCCGUCGCCGACACGUGCGCUUCGCAGCGCUCGCUGGGCUACAUCACGGCACUCACCUUUGACGCUCUCUACGCCACCGUGUACGUUGGCACGUCUCAGGGCUACAUCGUGUCGUACCUCGUGCGGCGCUUUGUUAUGGCGUUUCAGCUGACGCCGGUGUUCCUUCGCGGCGUAGACGGCGUGGCUGUCUCGACGUACGCAGCAGAGCUGCAACGCGCCCUCGCGGCAGCGCGUCCUGGAGCAUCGCCGUGCAACAACCCAAGCAGAGACUUUCUGCACAACUACCUGCGCGUCGUCUUCGACGUUCCCCCGUCGGUGGCAACGCAGGCGACCGAAACCCGCCUCCGCAGCCCACGGAAGCGGCACGUCAGCUUGACUGGCAAUCCCUCGACGGCCGCGACACCAGCCAGCCAAUCACCGAAGGAGCUCGGCGGCCUCAUUGACGUUUACAAGUGCCGCCGAGAUCUUUUCCACGUCUCGUGGCGCGGCGUCACCGGCAAGCGACGCGGAGGGGGUGGCAGCGGCAUGUACGCGGCGGCGCCGUCGCAGGCCAUCUCGAUCUGCACAUCCAGUGAGGCGCUCAUCGCCGCGGCGGUGUUGCACGAUGCUGUAACACGAAUGACGACAGUCGCCUCGGCCUGUGGCACCGCGGCGGAGGCCUGUCCAGGUACCACCGCGACACCAGACGAGACGCAGCCGUGGUGGUGCACGCCCGCGGGGCGGACGGUGAAGGAGUACGUGACACGCAAGUGCAGAGGCGACGCAGCUCGGGGCGGCAUGGGCGAGAGCACCGGGGCUGCUAACGCAAGCCCCGCCGAUUUGGGUGAGCUGGAGCUGGGCGCAGAGGGAGUGCAGCUGCUGCGUGGAUGGGUGGCCGCGGUGCUGGCCGAGCAACGUCGCUACUUGCCGCGUAACACGAGCGAUGCAGAGGCAGUGUCCGAAGCGCGACAGCAGCGGCAGCAAGAAUCUUUCUCCACUACACCCGUUGGCACUCAAGGCGGAGUGAGUCGUACCUCCAGCAGUAGAAGCCGCAGCAGCAGCGGACUCACGGCAGUGCCGCCAGUGCUGACGUCAGCCUGCGGUCAUGACGUCUUCACUAGCGGCGUCAGCCACGCCGGUGCCGACCAGGGGGCAGCUGCUGAUGCUGUCGGAGGAGGCGCCGCAACCGCGGCCUCGCAGACGGCCACGGCACAGCAGUUAGCGGAGGCUCUUGUGCAGGAGGUACAGGAGGAGCUUCUCUUUGGAAAGGAGGCCCCCGCGACAGUGGCGGCUGCCCACUACGGCUACGGGCCCAUGUCUGAGCUCACCACACCCGCCGCCACUCCGCAGCACCCCAUCACAGACUCCUGGGUCGAACUCCUCUUUACCAGGCAGGCCAUGUGCACCACCAGUCGCUCCCCACUGUGCUUGUUGACGCCGCCAGCGAUGCUCGAGCGAGCCCGACGAGAGCGGCAGGAUCGGCGAGGGCGGAUGGCUGCCACUGCAGCAGCUGCUGCAGGAAACGCAGCUGGCGAUGCGCCAGCGAUUCCGGAGUGGAACGCUUACGUCGAGGGGGCUUUGCCCGACUACCUCGCCGACAUUCUAAGCCACCCGAGCCAGGUGCUGACUGAGGUUGAGCGUCAGGCACUUCAGCAACGCUCCAUCACAGUACUGCAGUGCCGGCGCAACGGCUACCUCUGCGUCGGCCACGCUGACGGCGGCGUGACGCUGUGGACGCCGUACGCGUGCGCGCGGCUGGAGAGCCUGUGCCCGAGUACAUCGUUGGCGGCGACGCUGGACCGCCUCGCUGCGUCUGUCAAGACGCAGUUCCACUGCCUUCAUGAGCGCAUAUUACUGGAGCGGCAGCGACUCGCCUUCGAGGGAAGUCUGCGCAACAGUCGCCACACAGAGGAGGAGAGGGUCGCCUGCAUGAAGCGCCGCAUCCGCGCGAUGCUGCUCGAGCAUCACCUGGCCCAGCUGCAGCUGGAGAGGACAGAGGGCGAAGGCGAGGGAGACGCGGACGCGCUGGCUGGCAGGGCCCAGGAGACAGAGCCGCCGUCCAUGUUCUCGACGUCGGCGAAAAGUGCUCUGAACCCGCGCAAACGGAGCACGCCCAAUGCACGGCGGCACAGCAGCCGCGCGGCCGUCGCAAAGGCACAGGGUUUGGAGAAGUGCAGCACGUCAACGCAGCCCUUCGUGUGUGGCUCGAUGGAGGCAGAGCUGCUGGCCAUGCGUCCGCUCUUGUGCUUGCUGCUCGGUGUCUCGUCGCCGGCGGAACUGCGUGCCCGGCAGCUGAGCCUCGAGGAUCUCUUCUUCCUCCCCUUCAAGGCCCGCAACCUCGCCUCGCUGGAGGCGUUCAACCCCCACUCCUACGACGUGGCGGUGGCAGUGGCGAUGCGCCGACUGCGGCGGGAUCUCAUCGAGGAGGCCGAGGAAUACGCCACCGAGGAACCGGGUGGGAAUCCGCAACUCUUGCCAGACGCUCUCACCGCCGCCGUGACGCAGGCUGUGUCGACGGCAUCACAUACCGUUACCUCUCCCGCCUCUCCCGUCUCGCUGAGCGGCAGCGCUGGUCACCUGCAGCGUAAGCGGCAGGAAAGUGUGUACGACUACCGCUUAUCAUCUCUGGCGCGGGCCUGGCACGAUGGUGCCGAUCGGCCGCAGAAGGGGCAGUCGUCUGACGCAUCAGGGGCGGCAACCUUCCCAGGGGUGCUGCGCCUGCUGCUGCACCGGGCAAUGGAAAGGGCUCCAUACUUGUCGAACGGCGCUGUCGCGGCGACCUCGCCACUGACCGCCGCCUCUGCGGCGGCUCCCGUGAACGCUGGCAAAAUGGAGAUUGCGCACGGCACUGCGGCUCACGCCGCUGGUGCCCAGUCACCGUCCCCAACACCUGCAGCGAUUGCUGACGGCACGGCGCCUGCGGAUGGGGAAUACUACGAAGUGUGCCACGUUCUGCAGGUGGCGGAGGUGCAAGCGGAGUCGAAGUGGGAGGUCGAGGAGCUGGGUCGAGCGUGGCGGCGACUGCAGGCUUCCACAGUGGCCGCCACAGCGUUCUCCACGACCGCGCGCUGGAAUAGUGGGCGUGACCGUGCCGAUGUAUGCGACAGCCCUCCCGCACAGCUGCCGCUCAGCAGCGCCGCCGCCGUAUCCGCCGCGGUGGACCGCCAGGUGAAGCGCGGUCUGGAGGCGCGCAUAGUGGCGCUGUCGCACCGCGCUGUCGCGGCUGCUCUCUUACGGAACGUGCAGCUGUGCUGUCGAUCCGCUCACACGAGGGCAGCGCUGGUGCCGCCCCCCCUUCAUCCAGGCGACGGAGCUAGCGGCGCGUAUUCGGCCUGGCCGCCGACGACCUCCCGGCGUGGUGGUGGGCUAGCGUGGGUGCAGAGCGUCCUCCGUCAACAGGUGCAGCAAGCCUUUACGGAGCCGCUGCUGACAUGGCUGCAGCUCGCGUCGUCGUCGGUAAGCCAUGCUGUCAUCCCUAUCCGCUACGGGUCGACAUGGAUCUACGGACAGCAGCGCAGCCCGGCCCUGGCAGCCACGGCAAUGCCUGUGCUCUCUGGCGAAGAGGGGCUGCUGCCCUCCCCCACUAACGCGCCGCUGCAAGCUCUUUGCCACACCUCCUCCACGCCCGGCGGCGGCGGCGGCGACGGCGACCCCCACGCCGCACCUGCAGAGGGGUGCAGAGAGAACAAGAAGGCCUUCCUUACUGAGGUGCCAGGCGACGCGAAUGGCGCUGGUGCUGCUGUCGGCUCAUCUUUAUGCCCCCCAGAGCGGGUGGGUUUUGGUGCGAGCGGGCACACGGCAGUGACGGGUGGCACCGACAGGAGAGCGGGACAGCGUUCCCUGUCGUCCCGGUUGUCAUCCACCGCGGAUCGGCCGUCAUUGGGCGACGUCGGUAUGGCUCUGUCGUCGAAAGACUCGCGCUCGCCCUUACCCUCGCCUUUGCCGCCGCUCAAGUCCACGCGCGCCAGCACCAUUAGCGGGCAUCGGCUGGGCUCGCUCGGUGUGCACGACGCGCGUGCGAUGAUAGCGGAUCGUGGUAACCGGGCCGCUUCUGCCAUGGGUGACACGGCGUCGCUCAUUUCGCGUUCUCUCUCGAGCACGUCGUCUCUUUCCAUGACAAGCAUCCCGCCCAACGCCACCCUGAGCAGCCCCGCCGUCUACCCAACGCCGCAGGUGAGACAGCGCCUGCUGACCUCGUCCGCCUUGCACCGGACGAAACUGGCACACACCGGCAGCUGCGGUGGCGCUCCGCAUCAGCAGAGACCAGUGACCACGGGUGUGACCGGUAGAGGGGGCGCUGCAGGCAACUACACCGUCGUCACGAACACGCUUCACGCUGCUGCCGCUAGGACGACGGUGCCACCCGCUACGUCUACCGGCUAUGGCGGCGGACGCAGAGGAGGAGCUGGAGGGGGAGGGGGAACUCGAGGCAGCAGGGCGGCAGCCGUGCAGCCCUUCACCUACUACUCGCUCUUUGGCCAGGCCGGCACCACCAAGUAG